AUGAAUAACUAUAAUAAAAUGGAUAACCAAGCACCUUUAAGAACAUGUGAGAAGUGUAUGUGUAAAAUUACAUACAAGAACUAUGCCAGACAUUUAAAAACAAAGAAACACAAUGAAGUCAAGAUUAAUGUGAAAGAAUUAAAGACGGAAUUGAAGUGGUAUGGAAUGAAAAAUGUUGAUAAAAUGAAAAAAUCAGAUUUGUUAGUGAACAAAGAUAAAAUCAAGGCUAUUAAUAUUGAUAGAGAAAAAUUGUUGAAAUUAUCAAAAAAGAAAUUGAUUGAGUUUAUUCAGGAUAACAAUUUCAAUAUUAAUAAACAGUUGAGAAAAGAUCAAAUAGUAGAAAGGUUACUCGAUUUUCACUCAAAUAAAACAUUACCUCUGCCCAAAUGGGAAUUUGUGGAUGAAAAUUUUAAAUCAAGACAUGCUCAAUUUGAUAUGAAAAAUAACUGGGAUAUUAAAGAUAUGUCAAAGUUUUUACAUUUUAUGAAAAAACAUGUUAGUUCUUUACUUCAAGAAUGGAUGAAAAAGCAUAGUGGUAUUAAAGUGAAUUUUUGUGUUUCUGCAACUUAUGUAGACACUCGAGAUGAAACAAAAAUUGCAUACAAACAUUUGCAAACUAAGAAUGAUAGAAUUACUAAUAGAAGUGAAUUAACAAAUGGAAUUUCAACUUUAAUGAAGAGUGUACUUGAUAGACAUGAAAAUAUCAUUGAUGAAUUAACAGGUAGUCCAUGGCGAAUAAUAUCAAUCAAUAGUUUUAGAGUAAAUAUAAACAAAUAUGACCCGCUUAGAGCAAGUUCCUAUAUUGAUCUUCCAAAAAUUUUAAAAGAUAAGAAAGCAAUUAUAAAUGUUAAAAAUACUGAUAAUAAAUGCUUUUUAUGGUCACUUUUAGCAUGUUUAUAUCCUGCAAAAGAUAAUCCACAAGAAAUAAUAAAGUACAAAGCAUAUGAGAAAACUUUUGAUAAAGCUUUGAAAGAUAUUGAAUUUCCGAUGAAAAUUAAAGACAUAGAGAAAUUUGAAAAUAAAGUGAAUGAAUUGAAAUUGGUAGAAGGUGGAUUAUCUAUUAAUGUUUAUCAUCAUGAUGAUCGAAAACUUGAAAAAACUAAAGUAGAGGAAGAUGCUAAAACACAAAAAAUUCAAGAGCACGUACCAAUUAGUUGUGUUUAUUACAUUUUAUAUGAGAAUGGAGAAAUAUCAGAGAACAUGUUUGAAUAUUUUGGAAGUAAUACCCCUCAAGUAUUGUGUGAAAAAUUAUCAGAAGAUGCAUAUCAUGAUGAUCAAACACUGACUGAUAGACUAGAGAAAUUAGAAUUAGAUUUGAAAGAGAAAUUAGAUGAUGAAGAAAAAAAUAAAAAGAAAGUUCAGGAUCAUGACCAUAUAACAGGUGAAUAUAGAGGUGCAGCUCAUAGUCUUUGCAACUUGAAUUACAAUGUACCUAGUUUCAUACCCGUCUUGUUUCACAACUUUUCUGGUUAUGAUUCCCACUUAUUAGUCAAAGAAUUUGCUGGAACUACAGAUAAUUUAAAACUAAUUCCAAAUAAUGAGGAAUCUUACAUCAGCUUCUCAAAAGUUGUAAAGUUUCAACACUAUUCAGGAAAAGAGGGUAAAAUAGAACUUAGAUUUUUAGAUUCAUACAAAUUUCUAUCUGAACCACUUUCUAAAUUGGCUAAAAACUUGGAAAUGUGUCAUUUCAAAAAUUUAAAGAAAUGGUUUGAUAAUACAGUACCACCUGGAAAUGAUUCAUUGUUCAAUUUGUUGACUGAAAAAUUGGCUUACCCUUACGAUUAUAUGGACUCAUUAGAAAAAUAUGAUGAGGAAGAGUUACCAUCUAGGGGAAAUUUCUACAACUCCUUGAAUGAUGAACAUGUAGAUGAACAGGAAUUUUUACGUGCUCAAAAAAUUUGGGAACAUUUCAACAUUAAAAAUCUAAAAGAGUUUACAAUGUUGUACAAUAAAAUUGAUGUACUCUUGCUAGCAGAUGUGAUUGAAAAUUUCAGAAAAACUGCACUUGAAAUUUACAAGUUAGAUCCACUUUGGUAUUAUACUACCCCCGGAUUUGCUUGGGAUUGCAUGUUGAAAACAACAAAACAAAAAUUGGAAUUGAUAACUGAUGUAGACAUGUUGUACAUGUUUGAAAAUGCCAAGCGUGGUGGAAUUUCCCAAUGUUCAAAUAGAUAUGAAAAAGCCAAUCAUAAGUACAUGGGUGAAAAAUUUGAUAAAAAUAAAGAAUCAACAUUCAUUCAGUAUUUGGAUGCAAAUAAUUUAUAUGGAUGGGCUAUGAGUAAACAUUUACCAUAUGGAGGGUUUUGGUGGGCAAAUCCAAACGAUUUUACUUACAGUAGAAUUUUGAAAAUGAGAGAUAACCAAAGCAAAGGAUAUCUGUUUGAAGUUGAUUUAAGCUAUCCAGAAACAUUACAUGAUUAUCAUUCUGAUCUACCUUAUUGUGCAGAAAAUAUUAUUGAUGAAAAUAGACUUCCUAAAUUAUUCACAACAUUAUAUGAUAAGAAGAAAUAUGUUUUACAUUAUUUGAAUCUUAGACAGGCUCUUGAAGCAGGUUUGAAAUUGGAAAAAAUUCACAGAGUUAUUCAAUUCAACCAAUCAGAUUGGAUGAAAGUAUAUAUUGAUAAAAAUACAAAGCAUAGACAAAAUGCAAAAAAUGAAUUUGAAAAAGACUUUUUUAAAUUGAUGAAUAACUCGGUGUUUGGUAGAACAAUGAUGAAUGUGCGAAAUCAUGUGGAUAUAAAAUUGAUUAGUGAAGGUAAAAAAUAUACAAAGUUGAAGAGAGAAUAUAAAAAUGAUGUUAAACUUUUGUAUACUGAUACAGACUCAUUAAUUUUGUCAAUAAAAACGCCAGACUUUUACAGUGAUAUGAAAGGAAUGAUUGAUGAAUUUGACACAUCAGACUAUCCUGAGAAUAAUAUAUAUGGUAUUCCUCAAGUUAAUAAAAAAGUUAUUGGUAAAUUCAAAGAUGAAAUGAAAGGAAAAAGUAUUGAAGAAUUCAUAGGGUUAGCUUCUAAAUUGUACUCCAUCAAAGUAUUUGAAGAAGAUGAAAAGAAAAGAGCAAAAGGAGUGAAGAAACAUAAUUGGAUGAAUUUAUAA
Planococcus citri (citrus mealybug) is the source of this 3096-nucleotide messenger RNA. RefSeq lists its product as uncharacterized. The record is from RefSeq and is a predicted model, not a curated record. The transcript is spliced from 5 exons. Gene Ontology annotation, molecular function: nucleic acid binding; nucleotide binding. Lineage: Eukaryota; Metazoa; Arthropoda; Insecta; Hemiptera; Pseudococcidae. The coding region runs from base 1 to 3096 and encodes 1031 amino acids.